CAUCUGACAAUAGUAGUUUAGCUACUACAGACUUGCCACCAAGUUAUUCCACUGUAUGCAAAGACAUACCUGAAGAAGAAAAGGAGAUUGAUCCAUGGGACAUGCCGGAACUUAAAAGUACAGGACCAAAGUGGUCAGAAAUGAACACGAAACAACGCAUCUUGUCUGUUCUGAAGGGAAUCACAAGGUUUAUCCUCUUAGUGGCAUUGCUGUAUUUCUUUGUGUGUUCUCUGGAUGUGUUGAGCUCUGCCUUCCAGUUAGUUGGAGGCAAAGCUGCAGGAGAGAUUUUCAAGAACCAUUCUAUUCUGUCCAAUCCUGUUGCUGGUAUAGUGAUUGGUGUCCUGGUGACUGUCCUUGUACAGAGCUCAAGUACAUCCACAUCUAUUGUGGUCAGCAUGGUGUCAUCUGGACUUUUAACGGUCAGGACAGCCAUUCCUAUCAUCAUGGGAGCCAACAUUGGUACAUCGGUCACAAACACUAUUGUGGCGCUGAUGCAGUCCGGUGACCGGAAUGAGUUUAGAAGGGCUUUCGCUGGAGCUACUGUCCAUGAUUUCUUUAACUGGCUGUCGGUGCUGAUCCUGCUGCCAAUUGAAGUAGCAUCAGGAUACCUGUACCAUCUCACCAAUGCCAUUGUGGAUUCUUUUAACAUACAGACUGGAGAGGAUGCCCCAGAUAUGCUGAAGGUUAUCACUGAGCCUCUUACCAAAGGAAUCAUCCAGCUUGAUAGGAAAGUCAUACAGGAGAUUGCCAAUGGGGAUCCAGCCGCUCAGAACAAGAGUCUGAUCAAGAGAGAUUGUGGAUCCAAGGUGUGGGUAAAUGCUUCAGUACCCGGCCCAGAAAACUGCACUGCUGACAGAAUUUGCUGGACGGAUGAAAACAAUGUGACAUGGACAGAGGUCCCAGAACAAGUUAAAGUCUAUUGUGCGCACCUGUUCGCCAAAUCAAAUCUCCCAGACCUGGCAGUCGGACUUAUCCUCUUGGUACUGUCACUUCUAGUGCUGUGUGUCUGUCUGAUCCUAAUCGUUAAGCUCCUGAACUCAAUGCUGAAGGGACAAGUAUCUGUGGUCAUCAAGAAGGUCAUUAACACCGAUUUCCCUUUCCCAUUCGCAUGGCUGACGGGUUACUUGGCAAUGUUGGUGGGAGCCGGGAUGACAUUUAUUGUACAAAGCAGCUCUGUCUUCACAUCUGCAAUAACUCCACUCAUCGGUAUUGGUGUGAUUAGCAUAGAGAGAGCUUAUCCCCUGACGCUUGGGUCUAACAUUGGAACAACAGCAACAGCGCUGCUGGCUGCCUUAGCCAGUCCUGGGGAAACCUUAGAAAAUUCUGUGCAGAUUGCCUUAUGUCACUUUUUCUUCAAUAUAUCCGGGAUCCUUAUAUGGUAUCCCAUUCCCUUCAUGAGAAUACCUAUUCGUCUAGCUAAAGGCCUAGGAAACAAGACAGCCAAAUACCGGUGGUUUGCCGUCGUUUAUCUGAUUCUCUGUUUUUUCUUGCUGCCUCUGGCGGUGUUUGGUUUGUCAAUCGCUGGAUGGCAGAUUCUUGUGGGAGUUUGUGUCCCUAUUGUGUUUGUGAUAAUUGUCGUCAUUGUCAUCAGUGUUAUGCAAGCCAAAUGCAAACGUGUGCUGCCAGACUUCCUGAAGACAUGGGACUUCCUUCCCAAGUGGAUGCAUUCUCUAAAGCCGUGGGAUUCUUGGAUGAUCAGUGCUACUCUGUUCUGUGGUCGCCGAUGUUGCUGCUGCUGCAGCAAAUUCAAAUGCUGUAAAUGCUGCCAACCCAAUGAAGAUGAAGAGUCAUCUUUUGACAAGUCCCAGGCCCUGGAAUGUCAUGAGAAUGUUGUUGACUUGAGUGAUGAACUGUCAACUAUUGACAACAAAGAUCAAGGGAAGAGCCUGAGCCUUACUUCCUUGUAGAACAAGUGGAAGCAGGGUCUGCCAAGAGAACUGUAUAGACUAUCGUCCCACUUUAAUAUUUAUUAUGGACAUUAUAAAAGUGACCCUUUCCCUCCUACUAUGAGUGGCUGCAUCAGGAAGAGCCCAAACAAUAGCCCGUAUUCUCUGUUCUAUGUGAAUCAAGUUCUGACUUCUACCUCUUAAUUGUGCCAAAGUGCUGCAGUCAUUACAAAAUCCUAAUAAUGGUGUCACACCCCUAUGAAACAUUCUUUGCAAUAUAGAAUAGAUAAAAUAAUUGGGAGAGAGUGACAUC
This is a messenger RNA of Nanorana parkeri, 2199 nucleotides long. It is a transcript of the gene SLC34A2, whose product is annotated as solute carrier family 34 member 2. The coding region runs from base 102 to 1907 and encodes 601 amino acids. Gene Ontology annotation, biological process: sodium-dependent phosphate transport; intracellular phosphate ion homeostasis. The transcript is spliced from 13 exons. The record is from RefSeq and is a predicted model, not a curated record. Gene Ontology annotation, molecular function: sodium:phosphate symporter activity. Gene Ontology annotation, cellular component: brush border; apical plasma membrane; vesicle. Lineage: Eukaryota; Metazoa; Chordata; Amphibia; Anura; Dicroglossidae.